Messenger RNA from Equus quagga, 6532 nucleotides. It is a transcript of the gene TPH1, whose product is annotated as tryptophan hydroxylase 1. Gene Ontology annotation, biological process: aromatic amino acid metabolic process; serotonin biosynthetic process. The record is from RefSeq and is a predicted model, not a curated record. Gene Ontology annotation, cellular component: neuron projection. The transcript has 11 exons. The coding region runs from base 3822 to 5381 and encodes 519 amino acids. Gene Ontology annotation, molecular function: tryptophan 5-monooxygenase activity; iron ion binding. Lineage: Eukaryota; Metazoa; Chordata; Mammalia; Perissodactyla; Equidae.
UAACUAUCCUGUGAAAUGCUUAAUUCCCAGGGCAAGAAAAAUUCUUAGAGGAGUUUAGAAUGUCAAUUCCAUUACAAUUUAGCAUUUUCCCUUUUUUCUGAAGACUGGGAAAUUUGGGAUGUACUAUCCAUUAUCAGAGCUAAUAUUCACUGAGUACUUAGCAUAGGCUGGCAACUGUUCUAAGGGUUUUAUAUAUAAUAUAUCUAUUUAAUCCUCCUUAUAAUCAUAGAUAGGUGCUAAUUAUCCUCCUUCUAAUUUUGCAAAUAAGGAAAUUGAUGCACAUGGAAAUUAUAGUUCGCCUAGAAGGAUUUGUAGAUGGAUUUAUUACCAGACAACUGCUAUAUUAUUUUACAUCUCUCUUAUUGUUUGCAUCUGCAUACUACAGGACAAAGUCACCUGUACUCUACAUGAGAAAAACUCAUCUGUGGUCUUUGAGUGAUAGUUAGACAGAUGAGAAAUGUUUCCAAAGGUUUUCACAUUUCUAAAAGCAUUUUGAGAACGCAUAUCUGAGACCAUUCCUGAAUUUUUAACCCCAGCGUCACCAAUUCAGAAUUUCCUGUGUAUACUGAAGUUUACCUUAAGAAAUGGUCAAUUCCUUUGAAGCCAAAGAUCUCUCUUAGGAUUUCUUGCUUCUCAUCCAUAAAUCCUUUCUGAUUAGGGACUUAAGGACGGGCCAGAAGCCAUCUCCAGUCGUCUUCAGAAUCUUGUGGGAUAUUGAUCAAGGGGUGGGGAAGUAGGGGGGGAGGUUGGGUGUUUUCCUCAGAUAUCAUAGCUGGGAUCUCGGGGUCUCGUUCUCUUCUGCUUAUUUGCACCUAUUGGAAAGUCUGUCUCUCCUCCUCCCCCUCCCUCAUACAUAUGCCUCUUUGGAGGCGAAUUGUCUUCUUUGUUUUUUAAUCUUUACUGCCCUAACACUGACUAUGGUACUUUAUACAUGUGAAUGUACUUGGGUUGAAAUUUCACUUAUUUUACCAUUAGUAAUCAUUUAAGUCACAGAAAAAAUCCACGUUAAUAUUAAGUUUAAGUGGUCAUUCAGUUUUAAAGCUUUUGACAUGGAGAUUGUUUUAGUUGUAGAGAAUAAAUUAACACAAUUAAAUAUAUCUAAGCAGCUUUGAUUUUAAACUCAAUGAAUCAAUAAGUAUUUGUUAAAUUUUGAAUUAUGUAUCUAAAUCUUUUCUUGGUACCCGAAAUAGGCUUGUUUCUUCUGUGGGGAAAACAUCAAAAUACCAAGUCACAGUGCGUGUUUUAAAAUGCAUAAGAAAGUUUUGGAUGUUGUGAGUUCCAGUUAAUUGCUUGGGAACUUUGCCAUUUCAGAAAGGUUAAGUAGCAUGCCCAAGGUCAUAUACCGAUAAAUGUUAGACCAGUGAUCGGAUUGUCUGCCUUCACAUUCCAGAUAUUUCCUUACACUGUUUUGCAGUGUAAAUAGGUGGUUAAGAAGAUGCCAAAGUAGAUAUCUGGGUCAUCUUCUGAGAAGGCAGCUUUCAAUUAGAUGUAGAAUUUUGUUCUACCGUCCAUGUUUCUGGACAUUUUUAGGGUAACCCCAGUGAAAUCAGAUGGAUGUGUUAACAUUCACAUUUUCAAGGACACAGUUUUAAAUAUGAGUUCCCACAUUCUCCAGCUGUAUGACCUUGAACAGGUUAGUUAGUUUCUCUAAGCUUCAUUUUUCUCAUUUAUAAAAUAGCUAUAAUUCCUAUCCCCUCCUGCCAACAUUUUAUGAGAAUUAUAUGAGAUAAUAUUAGUGCGUGACAUUUAUAGACAUUUGACAAAUGUUGGUUCUCUUAGCCCCCUCCUGGGGUUGCUAAGAAUGGAUGGAAUCUUGCCAUCACAGAGUGGAGAAUUUUCUUUUUUUCUUAUCUUCAUACUCUCUGAACUUAUAUGUAGAAGUCCUUCAACUUAGCACAUGCCUGAUUAAUAUUUGUUAAACCAUAUUCCAAAGGUAUCAGAAAGACUGAGUUCUGAAACAGAAAAUUGUAUUCCAUUGGCAAAUUUAGUAGCAGACUAUUGUUUAUGACCAUACAGCUGAAAAUUACUGAGCCAUAUUUGGUAGUUUAUACCCUCUAUCAAGACAGAUAGGUCUCUUGGGCCUGCCUCUUAUAAGGGGCCCCAAAAUGUUACACAGUAUGGAUAAGAAAAAGGCUUUAUGGAGGAAAGAGAAACUCACCAGGAGCUCUCUGGUCAGAAAGACAGAAAUGCAUGAAGUGCCUCAUUUUGCAUCAUCCUAUAGAAAAGCAUUUCAAAGCUGGGACUUUAGCUAAAUGGAAAACUACCUUGUCCUUACUUUUCUCGCUUAGCCUUCGAUCAGACUGGCCAUGGUUCUUACAUAGGUAUUUGGAUGGGCAUAGACGAUCAAGUCCAGACUCCCCAUAUUACCUUCACAGAGCGCUUUGAAGGAUCUGGCCCCACUUACCUUGCCUACAUGAUCUCCCACUGCUCUGUAAUGGGUGAGCCCCACCUCAUCCUUUGUUUUUCACUUCCUCAUCUACUCCUUUCCCCUUUUUUCUUUAAGAUCCAAUUCAAACACAUCUUCUUCAAUGAAGCAUCUCUGAACAUGUACCAGAAUAAUCAAUCUAGUCACUGCUAUCACUAUGCCAUCUGUGCUCCCUGUUACAGUGCCUAUCCAUCUGCAUUGUCACUCUCACCAGACUUCCAGUUCCCUGAGGGUGGAGACCAUGUCUUAAUCAAUCUUUCAUUCAUUUAUGCAUUCAAUGACAUCUAUCCAGGGCCUGUUAUGUGCAGGGACUGUGCUGGGUCCUGGAGAUACAGUGGUGAGUAAAAGCACAUGUGAUCCCUGCCCCCAUGGAGCUCACCAUCUAGUUGGAGAGACAGACGUCACCAAGUACUCACCAAGACAGAGCUACAUCUGCACCUGUGACUUUGUUAUGACUGGGGGGCAUAUGGUGUCAUGAUGCCAGCACCAAGGGGAGUUGACGCGGGGAGGUCAGGGAAGCCUCCACGAGAAGUGAAGAUUGAGCUGUGAGGGACUGGAACACAGCCUGUCUGGCUUCAAGCCUACGCGGUCACACUGUACCUGCUCGGAGUGGUCAUGCUGCAGGCUUGGGUCAAUGAGAGAGAGCAGGUGAAAGACAGUAGGAUCACUUAUCUCAGUUUAAGUUGUUAAAAGUUAAUUCUACUAGAACUGCAACAUGACACUGGGUGAUUAGGAAGAAGUAAUAACCAAAAUAAAACUAAUAAAAAUAAAUCCUCAAUAUGCAUUUUCUAUUUAUUAAUCCAAAUCUUAUUUCUCAACUGAAAGUCAUCAAUACAAAGUCACUGUACCCUACUUCUAGCUCCCACAAUAUCCUCCCCUCCCCCAACACACACACACAAAGGUGGAUUUAUAAUCGCAUAGCACGUGCAGGCCAAUAUUGAUUCUUCAGGGCCCAUGGCCUAGGGGAUUCCACAGUCAGAGACGAAAGGAGAUACUUGUAUGGAACUAGAACUCUCUUGGUACAGUUAUUCUUCUAGUCCACAUGUGUCCAGAGCUGACCAGGCUCUUGAACUUAUAAAAGAAAUACUGUAGAAGGCCUCAUCCCUGUUCUGAAGGAGCUCACUGCUCCUUCAUGUAUGAAUGUAUUCAGACAUGUAUGAAUAAACAUUUGAGGAAGCCAUUCGAGACCUGGUAUAACAAAGUGCUACAAUUGUCAGGACAGAGGAGGUAGGUUUUCACAGAGAAAGAACACCUUGUUCUGGCCACAAUAGUCUGGAAGACUUCGAGAAGCCGGCCGGCUUGAGUCAUGCCCUGAAAGGUUUGGAUUAGAGAAAAAGAAACAGUAACUACUAACGUGUAUUGUAUGCCUAUUACAUCCUGGGCACCGUGCUAGGCAAUGUUUUAUUUCACUUCGGUCUCAUCACAGUCUUGCAAAGCAUAUCUGCAUAUCCCUGUUUUACAGGUAAGGAAACUAAAAUUUUUGGUUAAUGUUAUCAAAUAUUGUCUACAUUGCACAAUUUCUUUCUUAGACCUUCCUUUAUAUUUUCAUACUUUCUUGUUAGAGAAAUACACCAACUUCAUCAUGAUUGAAGACAACAAGGAAAACAAAGACCAUUCUUUAGACAGGGGAAGAGCAACUCUCAUUUUUUCCUUAAAGAAUGAAGUUGGAGGACUUAUAAAAGCCCUGAAAAUCUUCCAGCUACCCAAAUUGGUGAGAGAAGAUGCCCUCCUCCCACAGGAGAAGCAUGUGAACCUGUUACAUAUCGAGUCCCGAAAGUCAAAGAGGAGAAACUCAGAAUUUGAGAUUUUUAUUGACUGUGAUAUCAACAGAGAACAACUGAAUGAUAUUUUUCACCUCUUGAAGUCUCAUACUAAUGUUCUCUCUGUGAAUCCACCAGAUAAUUUCACUGUGAAAGAAGAUGAUAUGGAAACUGUUCCUUGGUUUCCAAAGAAGAUUUCUGACCUGGACCUUUGUGCCAACAGAGUUCUGAUGUAUGGAUCUGAACUAGAUGCGGACCAUCCUGGCUUCAAAGACAAUGUCUACCGUAAAAGACGAAAGUAUUUUGCAGACUUGGCUAUGAACUAUAAACAUGGAGACCCCAUUCCUAAGGUUGAAUUCACUGAAGAGGAGAUUAAGACGUGGGGUACUGUGUUCCGAGAGCUCAACAAACUUUAUCCAACCCAUGCGUGCAGAGAGUAUCUCAAAAACUUACCUUUGCUUUCUAAAUAUUGUGGAUACCGGGAAGAUAAUAUCCCACAACUGGAAGAUGUCUCAAACUUUUUAAAAGAGCGCACAGGUUUUUCCAUUCGUCCUGUAGCUGGUUACUUAUCACCAAGAGAUUUCUUAUCAGGUUUAGCCUUUCGAGUUUUUCACUGCACACAGUAUGUGAGACACAGUUCAGAUCCCCUCUACACCCCAGAGCCAGAUACCUGCCAUGAACUCUUAGGUCAUGUCCCCCUUUUGGCUGAACCUAGCUUUGCUCAGUUCUCCCAAGAAAUUGGCCUGGCUUCCCUUGGAGCUUCAGAGGAGGCUGUUCAAAAACUGGCAACGUGCUACUUUUUCACUGUGGAGUUUGGUCUGUGUAAACAAGACGGGCAGCUGAGAGUCUUUGGUGCUGGAUUACUCUCUUCUAUCAGCGAACUCAAACAUGCACUUUCUGGCCAUGCCAAAGUAAAGCCCUUUGAUCCCAAGAUUACCUGCAAGCAGGAGUGUCUCAUCACAACUUUUCAGGAUGUCUACUUUGUGUCUGAAAGCUUCGAAGAUGCAAAGGAGAAGAUGAGAGAAUUUACCAAAACAAUUAAGCGUCCAUUUGGAGUGAAGUAUAAUCCAUAUACACGAAGUAUUCAGAUCUUGAAAGACACCAAGAGCAUAACCAGCGCCAUGACCGAGCUUCAGCAUGACCUCGAUGUUGUCAGUGAUGCCCUUGCUAAGGUCGGCAGGCAGCUGAGCAUCUGAUGUCGCCAGUCCUAAUCCUGAGAGCAGCUGAGCAUCAAUUCAGAGGCCUGUGGGCCAACUCUUGCUUUUCUUGAAGAGCUGGUUGUGGGGGGGACUGCAGCCAAACAAUAUUCUCUAUUCCCAUCUCUUAAUGGAUCAUUAGUCUUUGAAAAUUUGUACCUGGAUACUCUAGCUACAACUUAUUCUUUUUCUAACAUCUUUAGUGAAAUAUGAUUCACAUACCAUACAAUUCAUUGACCACUUGCUUUUCAUAGAGAACUUGUUUGACCCAAUGGAUAGAUCUAGUCCCAGCCUGAUUCUAUUUUCCUCAAUCCUUCUUGGCAAAAUGACAUUUAUAAUCAUUUGAAGUAUCUUAAUGGGGUAUUAUGGAGCUGAUUCAUAUUGUUAUCUAAGAUCCUCUUAUUUCUGAAGUGUCUUACUUAUCGAUGAAUUUGUGCCAAGCUUGGUCACAUUCACAUGCCUAAAUUUAGUAGCCCAACUGUCUCCUCUGGUAGCAUGAGCAAAGUGUAGAGGCCUUUGCACACGAAACAUACCCAGUAAAGAGCAAGUAGUCUAGUUCAGGUGUAGUUUCCUGCAGGAAAAUAGUAGCGGCAAAGUCUGGAAAGGUUGAUUGGGGUAUAAUCCUUGAGAUCAGGCUAAGAAUUUGGGACUUUUUUUUGUAGCCACUAGGGAGUCCCUUCCAAGUGACCAUCUUCCUUGAAACUCUUUUUCCUGUCUAUGGCAUUGCAUCAUGCUGGUUUGUUUUAGAUUAUCUGUCCUACUCGUGGGGCCAAGGGGAACUUGGUGGGGGUGCCACUUGCAAGGCCCAUGUAUCGUGAUGAGAUUGUCCUCUGGUUAGCAGGAGACAGCACUGCCAAAAGGAGAGUUCAAACUGAGAGACAAGAGAGAAGCACAAAGUUAAAGGUGGAAAAGCAGUGUCAAGUACUUUAUUUCCAAGGUAUAAGGUGAGACUGUAAAUAGGAAGGCAAGUCAUGAGGGUAGAGGGUGAGGAAAUAAAGAAGAAGUGGAAUGUAAGAAAGAUCAAGAAGACCAUUUCAGACCCACCACUGUAAUAAUGCAAGGGGUUGCAAGGAUUGGUUAUGUCGGCUGUAUAGUUCAGGGAGUACUGAUGGUGCUGUAGUACAGGCUUGAUAUAAAUGAGUGAAGCUGAA